This is a messenger RNA of Sinocyclocheilus anshuiensis, 2229 nucleotides long. RefSeq names its product eukaryotic translation initiation factor 3 subunit B-like. Lineage: Eukaryota; Metazoa; Chordata; Actinopteri; Cypriniformes; Cyprinidae. The coding region runs from base 154 to 2202 and encodes 682 amino acids. The transcript has 18 exons. Gene Ontology annotation, biological process: translational initiation. The record is from RefSeq and is a predicted model, not a curated record. Gene Ontology annotation, cellular component: eukaryotic translation initiation factor 3 complex. Gene Ontology annotation, molecular function: translation initiation factor binding; translation initiation factor activity; RNA binding.
CACUCACUCGCAUGGUUACAGCACACACACUUUGAGAGUUCCUAACUGCGCAGUCAGGAGGCAGCCAGCAUCAACACUAUCUGACGCAUUUCUACUAGUUGUGUAACUAAAAGCAAACACACUGCAUCAUACUCAACAAUUCCAGCUUGUCAAAUGCAGAAUACGGUAAAUAUGGCGGCUGAAUCGGAAUUUGAUGAAGAAGAGGAGCCUUCGUUCAGCGAUCCAGAGGAUUUUGUGGCUGACAUCGAUGAUGAAGAGUUGUUGGAGGAUGUUUUGAGGGAGAGACCUUUGGAGGCUGAUGGGAUCGAUUUGGUGGUCGUGGUGGAAAACGUUCCCCAGGUGGGACCUGAACGUCUGGAGAAACUGAAAAAUGUGAUCCAUAAAAUCUUCUCCAAGUUUGGAAAAAUCACUAAUGAAUUUUACCCUGAAGUGGCUGGGACGACAAAAGGGUAUAUCUUUCUGGAGUACGCCUCCCCAAACCAGGCUCUGGAAGCUGUUAAGAAUGCAGAUGGUUACAAGCUGGACAAACAGCACACAUUCAGAGUCAAUCUGUUCACCGAUUUUGAUAAGUACAUGAAUAUCAGUGACCAGUGGGAAACCCCUGAAAAACAGCCAUUUAAAGACUUUGGCAACAUGAGGCACUGGCUUGAGGAUCCAGACUGUCGUGAUCAAUACAGUGUAAUCUAUGAAUCAGGAGAGCAAACUGCCAUAUUUUCCAAUGACCCGAAGGAGCCAAUCCUGGUUGAAGAGAGAGCUUGCUGGACAGAGACUUACGUCCGCUGGUCACCCAAAGGGACAUAUCUGGCCACCUUUCACCAGCGGGGAAUUGCAUUGUGGGGUGGAGAGAAGUUCAAGCAGAUACAGAGAUUCAGCCACCAGGGUGUCUCUCUCAUUGACUUCUCCCCAUGCGAGAGGUAUGUGGUGACUUUCAGCCCACUGAUGGACACUAAAGAGGACCCUCAGGCCAUCAUUAUCUGGGACAUCCUGACCGGACAGAAAAAACGUGGCUUCCAUUGUGAGAGUUCAGCACACUGGCCUAUUUUUAAGUGGAGUCAAGAUGGAAAGUUCUUUGCCAGAAUGACACAAGACACUCUGAGCAUCUAUGAAACCCCAUCAAUGGGCCUGCUAGAUAAGAAGAGUUUGAAAAUAAGUGGAAUAAAAGAUUUUUCUUGGUCCCCGGGAGACAACAUCAUUACUUUUUGGGUCCCAGAAGACAAGGACAUUCCAGCCAGGGUAACGCUCAUGCAGUUCCCGUCCCGUUUAGAGAUUCGGGUGCGGAAUCUUUUCAACGUGGUGGACUGCAAGCUUCACUGGCAACGGCAGGGUGACUACUUGUGUGUGAAGGUGGACCGAACACCCAGAGGAACACAGGGUGUCGUCACAAACUUUGAGAUUUUCCGCAUGAGAGAGAAACAGGUUCCUGUUGAUGUGGUAGAGAUGAAAGAGAGCAUCAUUGCAUUUGCCUGGGAACCCAACGGCAGUAAGUUUGCAGUACUACAUGGAGAAUCACCCAGAAUAAAUGCCUCAUUUUACCACGUCAAAAGCAACGGCAAGAUUGAUCUCAUCAAGAUGUUUGAUAAGCAGCAGGCCAACAGUAUCUUUUGGAGUCCUCAAGGUCAGUUUAUGGUACUGGCAGGACUGCGGAGUAUGAAUGGAGCUCUUGCAUUUGUGGACACAUCGGAUUGUACCAUUAUGUAUAUCGCGGAGCAUUACAUGGCCUCUGAUGUGGAAUGGGACCCUACAGGCAGAUAUGUGGUGACUUCUGUUUCCUGGUGGAGCCACAAGGUGGACAAUGCAUACUGGCUUUGGACGUUCCAAGGACGUCUUCUGCAAAAGAACAACAAAGACAGAUUCUGCCAGUUGCUAUGGAGACCAUGCCCUCCUACAUUACUCAGUCAAGAGCAAAUAAAGGCAAUUAAGAAGGACCUCAAGAAGUACUCAAAAAUCUUUGAGCAAAAGGACAGACUGAGCCAGUCUAAGGCUUCUAAGGAGUUAGUGGAUAAACGUCGUUUGAUGAUGGAAGAAUACAGGCGGUACAAAGACAGUGCCAUUCAGCUUUACAACCAACAGAGGGAGCUGCGCCUUCAGCUCAGAGGAGGUGUGGACACAGAUGAACUGGACAGUAAUGUGGAGGACUGGGAAGAGGAAACCAUCGAGUUCUUUAUCAGUGAAGAGAUCAUUAAUCUUGGAGACCUGGAGUAGACGUACACGGAAAGCACUGUUGUUCCC